Labeo rohita (rohu) is the source of this 3930-nucleotide messenger RNA. It is a transcript of the gene ch25hl1.2, whose product is annotated as cholesterol 25-hydroxylase like 1, tandem duplicate 2. Gene Ontology annotation, biological process: cholesterol metabolic process; sterol biosynthetic process. Lineage: Eukaryota; Metazoa; Chordata; Actinopteri; Cypriniformes; Cyprinidae. The record is from RefSeq and is a predicted model, not a curated record. The transcript has a single exon. Gene Ontology annotation, molecular function: C-4 methylsterol oxidase activity; iron ion binding; steroid hydroxylase activity. The coding region runs from base 834 to 1664 and encodes 276 amino acids.
UAUCGUUCUGGAAAAGGUGCGCUUCCCUCUCGGGCUAUGUGGCUGGUCCUGUGGAUGCCAAAAGCGGUCCUACACUGCACAAAAUCGAUACAGGAAGUAGCGACAGGAACGCCUGGCUCUCUUUUGCUGAGCAGGAGCAGUUUUGUGGCUGAAUGGGGGCGGAUGCUCCUUUGUACCAGACUGGCUGCUGUCACUCGAAUGCUGCUGUGUGGGUCUGAAGCGUGACGGUCCACAUUUCUUUCUUUUCUCUGUGAACUGUACUAUUCUAUCUCUCUGUCUUUCGUUGCGCCUGCAGCUCUCUGAUUAAGGAAAGCGGCAUUUUUUAUUUUUUUAUUUUUUGCUUUGAGUGCAUUGAUUGCUGCACUUGCCUGGCCUUAUAAUGAAAUCAUUUACUUCGGAAUGACAUCAGUGAGAUAUUUGAACAUUUAUUGAUUUUACAAUCAUACCUGACCAAUUAGAGACAGCGUUUGGGCCAAAGCCACGCCCAUUCAGAACUCGCUAUGCUAAUCAGCAUUCUAUAUGCUUAUUCUUUUUCUUCGUCUUCGUCUUCGAUGCCAUCUUGCGUUACGGAGUGAAAAGACAACAAGUACUGAACAAUAAAUUCACAUCCGAACUGUCUUAAACACACUUAGAAUGUAAAUAAAUACAUUCCAUUGUGUAAGUCUACAUCAAAAUAACCCCUCAGACACCUAAAUAAUUUAGAAAUAGGAUGAAGGUAUAAAUAUUUAAGCAGAAAGUCAUUAGAUACCUGAGGCACAUCCAGGACAGAGGAUCAUUUGGAAAGCUAAACUAUUAGUUGUUUUAAAAGAAAUAUUGUUGAGCGGUUAUUGAAAAUGAUGGUAGUUGAUGUGUUGGAGACAAUUUGGGAGACCUACCAGACUAAAGACUCCGUUUUACAGCCUAUGUGGGACUACGUGCGACUCAACCACUCUGAAACUCUUCGUUCUCCUCUCUUUCCUGUGAUUCUGACCGUAGCGUCGUAUUUUGUUCUUUGCCUACCUUACCUAGUCUGCGACAUCAUGGGAAAAAAGUGGCCGGCUAUUAGCCGGUACAAGAUCCAGCCUGACAAGAUGCCCACAACUGCAAUGCUCCUUCACUGCAGUGGAGUUACUCUUUAUAAUCACGUUCUUCUGGUGUUUCCUGCAGCGGUAGCGCAGUGGAUGUGGAGACCUCCUAUUCCCUUACCUGAGCAAGCCCCUACGUUGCUUGAACUCGCAGGUGGGGUGACUGGAAACCUUCUUCUGUUUGACUUCCAGUAUUUUAUCUGGCACUUUUUGCAUCAUAAGAUCCGCUGGCUGUAUGUGACUUUCCAUGCCAUCCACCAUAAGUACUCUGCCCCGUUCGCUCUGGCCACUCAGUGCCUUGGUGGAUGGGAGUUGGUCACGGUGGGCUUCUGGACCACGCUCAACCCUAUUCUGCUGAGGUGUCAUCUGGUCACCACCUGGAUGUUCAUGGUGGUCCAUGUCUACGUAUCAGUGGAAGACCACUGCGGAUAUGAUUUCCCUUGGUCCACGUCUCGUCUGAUCCCAUUUGGUGUUUACGGAGGUCCGAGCAAGCAUGAUGUGCACCACCAGAAACCUAAUACUAACUUUGCACCACAUUUUAGCCACUGGGAUAAAAUGUUCGGCACUCAUGCUGAUUUUAGUUAUGCUAAAACUCGAUGAACAUGCUUGCAUGUAAAUGUAUAUUAAAGUUGCAUGUUUGGUUGCUUUAGGCAGAGCUCAAACAAUGGAAAACUUAUGACUUUAUUUGUGCAGGAAGAGUAUAAAAAGUAUAAUUCAAAAAGCAAUACUUUGUGCAUAGAGAUUAUAGUACAGGGUAAUUAGUACAGCAUAGCUAUAAUUAGUUCAUUACUUAAAAUAAGUACAAAUCAGUUUGUUUUGUCAAGCCCUUCACCAUUAAAGAAAUUAAAUCUUGUGUUUAUUUCAUUUCAUAUAGUAACAUAUUCUAAAGUUGGGAACCUUCUAUUUAUUCAUUUAUUAACAACUUUAGCUUUAUUAUAUUAGCAUUUAAACUAGUUUUAGAUAUUAUACAAAUAUAUAUACGUUUAAAAUGCAUAAGAAAAAAUGUUUUAAAAACAAUUUACAUAAAUUCAUUCGAUUAUCCAUAAUUUUAUAGCCUGAUCAUAUAGUGACCUUUAUGAUUUAUUACUGUAAAACGUUUAUUGAAGCAUGUUUUACAGGAAAAUAUUAUUUCAGUCUAUCUGCCUAGAAAUAUAUUUCAAUGUAAUUAUUUGUGAAAUUUACUAGCGAUUUCAUAACCCCCCAGUUUAUUUAUUUAUUAUUUAAAUAUUUAUUUAUUGUGGAUUUAAAUGUGAGGAAAAAUCAUUGUAAUACAUAAUAAGCUAUAUAUAGUAAUACUAUAUAAAUAUUUAUAAUAAAGUGUGGAAAGGCAAAUAUGUACAUUUAGAUAUUUAUAAAUUUUUUUUUGUUCUUCCUACAUGGUAGAAAGACACCAAAAAUGAUUUUGAAAGUUUAUCAAAGCAUGUUUUACAAGAAAAUAUAAUUUCGGUCUAUCUGCUUAAAAAUGUAAUGUUUAUUUCAGUGUGUUACUUGCUGUUUCUUUGUAAUUAUUUGUGAAAUUUACUAGCAAUUUCAUAAUGAAAAUUGUUUCAAAGGAAAUCAUACGGCAUUUAUUUAUUUAUUUAUUUAUUUAUUUAUUUAUGGUGGAUUUACUUGUUUGGGUCCAAACUGUGGCACUAUAUGAAAUGUGAGGGGGAAAAAAUCAUUUUAAUACAUAAGCUGUAAUACGUUACAACUGUAAAACAGGUGUGGAAAGGAAAAUAUGUAAAUGUAGAUAUUUCUAAUUAUGUUUUGUUCCUCCUACAUGGUAGAAAACCCCCCAAAAUGAUUUUUUUUUUAAGUUUAUUGGUGCAUGUUUUAAAGGAAAAUAUUAUUUUAGACUAUCUGCAUCAAAAUUUCAUAUUUAAUUCAAUCUAUUACUUGCUGUUUCUAUGUAAUUAUUUAUUAAAUUUACUAGCAAUUUCUUAAUUCAUUUUAUUGUAUUAAGUUGUAACACCAUUAUUUUUUUUCAUUUAUUUAUUUGUUUAUUUAUUUUGCAUGUUUUACAAGAAAAUAUUAUUUCUGUCUAUCUGCUUCAAAAUUUUAUGUUUUCAUGUGUUACCUGCUGUUUCUUUGUAAUUAUUCAUGAAAGUGUUUACUAGCAAUUUCAUACAACAAAUAUUUAACUAGUGGAUUUAUUUGUUUGGGUCCAAACUGUGGCACAAUACGAAAUGUGAAAAGUUUUUAUUGUUGUUGUUGUUGUUAUUAUUAUUAUUAACAACAGAUGUGGAAAGGAAAAUAUGUAAAUUAGGAUAUUUCUAAUUAUUUUUUGUUCCUCUUACAUGGGUGAAAGACACCUAACCAAGCAUGAUAAAUCAAAAGCAAAUUUCACAAGAGGAAGAAAAUGUGCAAAGAACCUUUAUACAAUUUGCAUAUGCGUGUGAUCUCAAAAUAGAUUGCACUGCAGUUACAUCUUAUUUCAAAUCCUGUUUUAUCUCUAAAUAAUAUUCUUAGUGUUGUUAUUCAAGACUCAUUAUUAACAUUUAAACAUUUAUUGUUUAUCUCAUAGACCAGUUGACCUUAAAAACCAGCCUGCAGUCUUAAAUGAGCUUCAGCCAUGUGUUGGGUGUAUGCAUGUAGGCUUACCAUUGAUCUGAUUGAUUGUGAUUAUGCAAUUCAAUGAUGUAACAGCAGGUGUCAGUAAAGAGAUUAUUAGUUAAAUGCCUUUGUGUAACGUCAACUUGCAUGUGAACCUCUACUUUCUAUAUUUAUAAGUCGGUGUUUUGAACAGUACGAAAAUAUGUCGAUCUUCAUAGUUACAAAAGACACAAAAUAAAGAAUGUUUAGUAUUUUACUAAGAAAAUGUAAGUGCUGCGUGCCGGUGCAAAAACUGUAACGCUUAAUGCUUUGCUAAAGCCAGCGCUACUAA